Mizuhopecten yessoensis (Yesso scallop) is the source of this 1029-nucleotide messenger RNA. Its product is annotated as GATA zinc finger domain-containing protein 14-like. The transcript has a single exon. The record is from RefSeq and is a predicted model, not a curated record. The coding region runs from base 1 to 1029 and encodes 342 amino acids. NCBI's taxonomy places the organism in Eukaryota, Metazoa, Mollusca, Bivalvia, Pectinida, Pectinidae.
AUGACAGAAGGCAGUAUGAGACAGAGAACCAGGCAUCGAAACAAUACAGAAGGCAGUAUGAGGCAAGGAACCAGGCAUCAAAACAAUACAGAAGGCAGUAGGAGGCAAGGAACCAGGCAUCGAAACAAUACAGAAGGCAGUAUGAGUCAGGGAACCAGGCAUCAGAACAAUACAGAAGGCAAUAUGAGGCAAGGAACCAGGCAUCCAAACAAUACAGAAGGCAGUAUGAGACAAGGAACCAGGCAUCAUAACAAUACAGAAGUCAACAUGAGGCAAGGAACCAGGCAUCCAAACAAUACAGAAGGCAGUGUGAGAAAGGGAACCAGGCAUCAAAACAAUACAGAAGGCAGUAUGAGGCAAGGAACCAGGCAUCAAAACAAUACAGAAGGCAGUAUGAGGCAGGGAACCAGGCAUCAGAACAAUACAGAAGGCAAUAUGAGGCAAGGAGCCAGGCAUCCAAACAAUACAGAAGGCAGUAUGGGACAAGGAACCAGGCAUCAUAACAAUACAGAAGUCAGCAUGAGGCAAGGAACCAGGCAUCCAAACAAUACAGAAGGCAGUAUGAGACAGAAAACAAGGCAUCAAAACAAUACAGAAGGCAGUAUGAGACAGGGAACCAGGCAUCCAAACAAUACAGAAGGCAGUAUGGGACAGGGAACCAGGCAUCAAAACAAUACAGAAGGCAGUAUGAGGCGAGGAACCAGGCAUCCAAACAAUACAGAAGGCAGUAUGAGGCAAGGAACGAGGCAUCAAAACAAUACAGAAGGCAGUAUGAGGCAGGGAACCAGGCAUCAAAACAAUACAGAAGGCAAUAUAAGGCAAGGAACCAGGCAUCCAAACAAUACAGAAGGCAGUAUGAGGCAAGGAACGAGGCAUCAAAACAAUACAGAAGGCAGUAUGAUGCAGGGAACCAGGCAUCAAAACAAUACAGAAGGCAGUAUGAGACAGGGAACCAGGCAUCAAAACAAUACAGAAGGCAGUAUGAGGCAAGGAACCAGCAAAACAUGGGACAUGAUAAAAUAUCAUUGA